Molecule: messenger RNA, 3779 nt
Organism: Ananas comosus (pineapple)
Lineage: Eukaryota; Viridiplantae; Streptophyta; Magnoliopsida; Poales; Bromeliaceae
Exons: 4
Coding region: 437-3427 (996 amino acids)
Source: RefSeq, a predicted model, not a curated record
CAUACUCUCAUAUUGCAAGGAAGACCUAUACUAUGGAUUUGUGGUCACCGGGCUGAGUGAAUGAGCGCAUGAAGGAAUGCUCUGGACAGCGGUAGAAAGAUACGAUGUUCGAUACUCACGUAAAUGGACAACAAGCCAUUUGGAUAUGUCUGGUGUUUUUUCUCCUUAACGCACAAACAGGCAUUUAGUCAUUCGGAUUCUGUCUGGGCUCUUCCUCCUUGACGCACAAAUAGGCAUUUAGUCAUUCGGCAAGUUGAAAGCUGUUUGGAUCUCUCUGCUGCUCUUUCUCCCUAACACACGAAUAAUAUUAAAUCAUUCGGCAAGUUGAAAGCCAUUUGGAUCUCUCUGCGGCUCUUUAAUUUCUCCAUAACGCACAAAUACAAAUUUAAUCAUUCGGAUGGAUGACGAUCGAUUAAAUUAAAACCCAGCUAUCAACAUGAGCAUCCGGCGGUUUCCCUACGAAAGGCAAAAGGAUUUUGUGCUUGAAACCUUGCUCAAUGGAUCCUAUCAGAAGAUCUACGUGGAGGCAUGGGAGGGAGUCGGGGCGACCGCUUUACUCCGAGAGGUGGCGGAAGCGGUCGAGAAGUCGGAGAAGCGCGAGUUUGAGACGGUGAUCAAGGUGGUGCGGCCCGCACCAUUUCGGAACGGCAGGGAGAUGCAGAGGGCGGUGGCGGAGCAGCUGAAUCUUCUACUACGAUCUCCUUCGGUGACGGCUGCUGCUUUCGACGCGGCGGACGAAAACGACGACUUCUCGGGUGUGGAAUUCAGCUCAAGAGGCCUGCUUUUGGAGGUCGCAAAGGAGAUCUACCGAGCUGUGGAGGGUCGUAUCGUGCUGCUCGUCUUUUGCAAUAGUAUUGCGGAUGACAAAUUAAUUGACCCUAUUGAUUUGGGUAUUCCUAUCAUAAAGGGGUUGAUCAGCAAUGCGGUGUUGUGGACCUCUGGGAUGACUAUUAGCAGGGAAGCCACGUCAGUGACUGCGGAUUAUAUCGUAAGGUUUCGGCCAUCAAACGAAACAACCGCACUUGAUCUUGUGUACAAGGAGGCCGUCGAGAUUGCCCGAUAUAUUGACGAGAGCAGCGGUGGGCGCUUGCGGACCACCACGGAAUUAGUCCUCCGCUGCUUUUGGUAUUGCCUGCUGUUGUUGCGUAGAGCAGCGUUUAACCGAUCGGCACUACUACCCGAUGGUGGUCGGCCCCUGGAAGAUGCUGCCAAGUAUUUUGUGUGCGACGGAAUUUUACCAGGAGAUGAUGCGGCGGCAUGGGAGAUUGGGAAAGCACUAGCUCCGGUGAUUGGACCCAUAGUAAAUGAUCAACAACUGCAAUAUUGGCAGGAAGAAUUAACCUCUUCCACUUGGACGCGGAGGGAGGAAAAGAAAGAGUUGUUGCCCCCGAAGACUUUAUUGGUCGACUCUACCACAUGGGGAGAUUGGGUAAAGUUCUCAUUGCCAUCAUCGGAGGAGGAGGAGGAGAGUUACCGUUGGAUCUCAGUAUGCUUUCCUCAAACUAGUAUUCCAAAGCCAUGGGAUUUCUUCUUCGAAGUAUGUCGCAGUUCAGUCACGUCCGACGUUUCAUCCGUCUUCUUCGAGCAUUUUGAGGAAACGCACGAAGCUCUACCGGACGGCUUCUUCGUCGACCAUUUCAGCAACGUUCGAGUGCUAGACCUUCUCGGCUGCGUAGUAAGUCCUAUAGGACAUUCCUCCUUCCUUCGUCUUCGCAACCUGAGAAUGCUUAGGCUGGAGCUGUGCAAAGUAACUUCUCUUGAUCCUAAUUCUCAUUCUUCAGCACCAGAGGGGCGACGAGAACCAUUACUUUUUGAUAACUUAUGGGUCCUGAAUUUAUACAACUCGGAUGCCGAUGCAUUUCUUUUAGGAGGCAAAGCCUUUGAGCUCACGCCUAACCUCCGGGAGCUCGGUCUCACUGAUUGCGAGGGUUUACAAUAUCUAAACUUCAAUCUCCCUACAACAAUCGAAACAAUCAGCCUACAAAGGUGCGCAUCGCUAAAAGAGGUGGAGCUAGUCGGCCCUGCAGCUGCUCCUUUGCCCAACCUCAAGACCUUCCGCCUCAGCGGCUCUAAGCUGAUCGCCAAGCUCUCCCUACAAGGAUGCCAUAAGUUGGAGAACGUAGACCUGCAGGAAUUGACGGGGCUCGAGGUGCUCGAUCUUUCAUGCACCGCAAUAAAAGUAGUGGAUAUCAGCAAACUCCCACAACUGAAGCAAUUAUUUCUUCUCAGAUGCAAGCAACUCCUUAGAGUAGCCGGUCUUUAUAAAAUAUCAGAAGAACUAGAUGUGAUGUACUUGGAUAACUACAACGGCGGCGGUGCUUGCGACGUCGAUCGGUGCCUUGAUUCUUUUCGAAAUCAAAGACUAAGUGAGUUAAACAAAGGGAUUAAUGAUGCUGAUCAAAGAUUAUUCCAUGCUCAUGUGGUCGUGAGGGAUGUUAGGCUCUCCCGGUCACUUUAUGAUGCUUUUUUUAAUUUAAGCAGAGCAAAAUCCUGCUUCCAUAUCCACGUCAAGGGUUCUUCAACUGCUAAGAGAGGCACUAAUAUUGGUACUACCACCAGAUUGAAUGCUACUAUAACGUCGGCAUCAUGUUAUGCAGAUGUUUUAAACACUAUGAUAGAUCGUCACCGUCGACAUCACCCGUCGCCACCUGCUAUGCACCUGAAUAAUCACAUAGAAGUUGACGGAGGUCACGAUUCCAGAAUAGUAAAGGAAUUUGCAUUUAGGGCCAUAAUGGGAUAUUUUGCUAAUUCUUUAUUCAUUCACGACAACACAUCUAAUUUUACCAUGGACAUUAAAUUCAGAGAUCUCAAAUGUUUCAGCAUUGAGAGGUGCCCUAAUUUGGAGUUUAUCUUCUCUUGGGAGGAUGAGUAUAAUUAUUUGCUGGAAUUAGAAAGCAUAUGGCUCAGCCAACUUCCGACGCUCAAAGCUUUAUAUAAACAAGGAAGGAUUGGGCAACUAAAGCAUAUUGACUUAGAGUUUUGUGCGAGACUAGAAUAUGUAUUUCCCCCGGUAUCGGAGCUGCAUGACUUGGAAACAAUCAACAUCCGUUAUUGCGGCGAUCUAACGGCAAUUUUCAAAUCUGAUGAUGAUGAUAAUAAAGAUAAAAGAGGAGCUGCUCCAAAGCUACUUCCGAAACUGAGGUCCAUCCAUCUACAGGAGCUUCCAAAGCUACAACACAUAUACAAGCUAAACAUUUGUGCUCCGUCGCUGGAAGAGAUCAAGAUUGUGGGGUGUUUCAAUCUGAAAAAACUUCCUCUUUUCGGCCGAUCGGACGCUCGUUCAAUGAGAGCUGUGAAGAUUAGCUGCGAGAAGGAUUGGUGGGAUAAGCUACAAUGGGAUGGAUUAGAAUCCAACCACCACUCCUCUCUCUUCAAGCCAAAACAUUGUCCUUACUAUAAGAAGCGUAUGAAAGCUAGAUAUUUAUGAAGCACAGCUCUGCUCCAAUGUUCAUAUGCAAGGUGAACCCCCUCUCUCUCUCUCUCUCUCUCUCUCUCUCUCUCUCUCUCUCUCUCUCUACAUAUUAAUUGUGUAUUUGUGUGCAUAUACACGCAUAUGUGUGCUUGAUCGUGUGCGUCUAUAUAUAUUGAUGUUUGCGAAGCUCUUCAUAUGCUUUUGAGAAAUAAGCUAGCCACAGUGCAGCAUGUUCUUUCUUUUCUAUUUACAGGCGUGAGCUUGUCUACGUGUGUAAAAAUAUUAUAUAUAUAUUUAAUUUCUUGAGACUUGAGUGUGUAAUAAAGAAAAUGUCUAAGCAUAUAUUUGACUUUUGCAGACAACAAGU